This is a messenger RNA of Carassius auratus (goldfish), 2654 nucleotides long. Its product is annotated as cilia- and flagella-associated protein 251. Lineage: Eukaryota; Metazoa; Chordata; Actinopteri; Cypriniformes; Cyprinidae. Gene Ontology annotation, molecular function: calcium ion binding. The transcript has 6 exons. The record is from RefSeq and is a predicted model, not a curated record. The coding region runs from base 1179 to 2309 and encodes 376 amino acids.
CAAGAUAUACAAAUGUAUGAAUAGAUCCAAUCUUGAUUUUAGAGUUUUUAAGUAUAUGUUUUCCUAAGCAACCAAUGAGCAGCCCCAACUGUUGUCCUAUUCUGGUCUCCAUAGGAACUUAUGUUAAUAUUGGGUAAAAACAGAAAAUGUAUUAACAACAUUUUUUUUUUAAUACUACUGGGAUAAAGAAAGAACUCAAGGUCAAUUCUGGAAAUGAUUUGUUUUAAGCACCAGCAAACAAGUAUGCAUUGCAUUCUAUGUCAAAGACUCACAAGAAAAUCAAGCAUGGCUUGCAAUGCUUAAGUGAAAAUGCCUCCAAAGAAGGUAUAUAGUAUACUGUAUGUGUUCUUACGAUUUUGUGGACAAAAAGUGCCAUUGUUUUCCGGUAUGAGUUAGGAAAGAAUCCUGCUUUAAGAAAAUGCUUUUAUCUAGAGGAACAUGUGGAGAGUGUUUAGAUGUGAAAAUCUUCCCGAAGGUGAAUAUAAAUCCAUUUAAUUUUCUCCAUCUGGUGAUGUAAAUGGUAGCAGGUGCAUACAGCAGUAGAUAUCAGGGUAUGCAGUGCUUCAUAUGUAUAGAGGUGACCUUUAGAUAAGGACCUGAUAUAGGAAAGCAUAAGCGAGUGAAGGAGGGAUGGAGUUUCAGCAGCUGAGUGAUCUAUUGAAGGUCAGAUCAUGCAGUGUACUGCUACUAUUGAGAGCUUCCCACCUAACAGACCCAGCCAGGCCUAAGGAGGGUCAAAAUAGGACUGGCUUUACUCUGUUAGGUCUAUGUUUGUGUAAUGUUGGUCCUUAAGUUGAUUUGUACCUUUCUAUAAUCUUCCAUUACUCAUGAGCACUUCUAUUUAUCUAAUGUUCUCUCACAUAGACAAAGAAGUAAUAAUAAAGGGCAUUAGAAGUGUGUCUUGUGCAUAUGGCCCUGUCAAUCAUCUCAGUAUGUUCCUCUGUUCUACACCAUUCUCUGAAUGGUGUGAGUGUACAUGUGACCUUACAAAAGAGACCAGCCCCCUCUCUGUCACUUGACUACCUCUCUUAUUCUCUCUGGUGGAUCCAGCGACUGCAAGUACUUGGUCCAAAGAUCGUGGAUCUUUGAACCCCAUAAGAAACUGCUCUUCUUGGGUAGAUGCAAACACAUUUUUUAUAAACUCUUUGAAUUUAUUUGUGUGAGGGAGCGACUGCAAGAUGGUAGCUUCACAUAGCUGGCUGUUAGGCCUUAUCGUAGCUCUGCUUUGCACUGGACCAUUCGGGGAUUCUGUACAGGCUGAAGAAAGGCUGCGAAAUGAGGAAGCCGAGGUGCUGAGUGGUCUGGACCCUACUGGAGGUGAGAAAGAGGAGGUGGCUGAUCAGGAGGAGGUCGGAGAUGUAUCUGAAGAAGUGAGAGGAGACGGGGAAGCAGAGGAAGCUGAAAAUGAAGACAAUGGAGAGGAAGUUAAUGAGGAAGAAGGAUUUAUAGAUGAAGAGGAAGAAGAAGAAUACACAGAGGAAGAGGUAGAAGUAGCAGAAGAGGAGGAGGAAGAGGAUGUAGAAGUAGAGGAAGGAUUAGCAGAAGAAGAGGAUUCAGCACAACGGAUAACAGAGGAAGAAGAAACCGCUGCAGAAGAGGGAGCAGAUGAAGAGGAAGCAGCAGAGGAAGAAGAAGAGGAAUACAUAGAGGAAGAUGUAGAAGUACAGGAAGGAUUAGCAGAAGAAGAGGAUUCAGCACAACAGAUAACAGAGGAAGAAGAAACCACUGCAGAAGAUGAGGCAGAAGAGGGAGCAGAUGAAGAGGAAGUAGAAGGGGUAGAAGAGGAGGAAUAUAUAGAGGAAGAUGUAGAAGUAUCAGAAGAGGAGGAGACAGAGGAAGAGGAGGUAGAAGUAGAGGAAGGAUUAGCAGAAGAAGAGGAUUCAGCACAACAGGUAACAGAGGAAGAAGAAACAGCCACAGAGGAUGAGGGAGCACCAGGUGAGGAAGAGGAAGAGGCAGAUGAGGAGGAAACUGCUGAUGAAGAUAACAAGGAGGCUGGAGAUGAAGGUGAAGAUACUGUUGAAGAAACUGCCAAUGAGGAAAAUGUAGAGGGAGAAGAGAUGGUCUCCACGAAGGAUGUAAUGUAUAGCUCAGGCUCUUUCUGUGCCCUUUGCUCCCUCUGUGAGCACUGCGGUACCUGUGAAAAAUGUCCUUGUGAGGAAGGGGACACAUCAGCACACUGCAAUCACUGUGAAGAUUGUUUCUACUGUUACAUUUGUCCUGUGAUCUGUGAAACGGUCUGCCAGCCAGGUGGAAUUCUUGAUGUACUGAGUGGUUCUCUCUACCAGAAGAUGAACACGUUGAUCUGAAUACGUUCAGGAUUCUUCACAGCGCCAUCUCUUGGUGAACAGAGGAACUACAGACUAGCGCUCAAAUCAUUCAUUUGUAGGCCUGUCUAUUUGACUGGCAAGAUCUAGGGAUUCUCAUUCUGAGGCCAGCGAAGAGAGUGGACAACUUAUCUUAAAUAUGAGGAAGAAACUGUCAGGACCCUAAUGUUUACCAUUUAAUGGCACUUUAAAUGUGACUUUACAGGCUGCAUUAAAUGAAUAACAAAUAUGGUUAUGUGCUAAUCUCAUUUAGUACUUAUAUAAUAUUUGACUAUAACUGUUUUUGAAUGCAUUUUUGAUCAAAUAAAUACAGUAUUGGUACAUAUA